AUGUCCAACGUCCCAUCUGAAAUGAGUGCUUUGUACUACCACGAAGCUAGAAACUUCGAGGUCAAGAAGGUACCUGUACCUACCAUCGAUGACAAUGAGAUCCUCCUCAAAGUCGACAUCUGUGGUGUUUGCGGUACCGACCAACACAUCCACGAAGGUGAAUUCAUCUCCAAAUUCCCUUUGAUCCCAGGACACGAAGCUGUCGGCAAAGUCGUCGCUAUGGGUAAGAACGUCAAAGGAUUUGAAGUUGGUGAUCGAGUCGCUGCCGAUGUAGGAGAGACCUGUGGAUGGUGUCAUUACUGUCGAAAAGGUGAUGAACUGUUCUGUGAACAUUUCAGUCCUGCUGGUGUUGCUAGAGAUGGUGGUUUUGCCGAUUACAUCAAAUACCACUUUGCCAAAUGUUACAAGAUCAAGAACCUCUCUGACGAAGAGGCUACCCUCCUCGAACCCGCUUCAUGUGCCAUCCACGGUAUGGACAAGCUCAAGAUGCCCUUCGGUUCAAAGGUCCUCUUGAUCGGUGCUGGUCCAACCGGUUUGAUCUUGGCUCAGUUGAUGAAACUUGGUGGUGCCGCUCAUAUCACCAUUGCCGCUAACAAGGGUAUCAAGAUGGACAUUGCUCGAAAAGUCGAAGCUGCCGAUGCUUACAUCGAUCUCGACCGAAAGGACGCUGCCGCCCAAUGGGCGAAGAUCAAGGAGGAGAACCCCUACGGUUUCGAUGUCGUUGCUGAAUGUACCGGUGUUGAAUCGAUCGUUAACGAUGCUAUCAACUACGUUACUCGAGGUGGUACUCUUUUGGUGUACGGUGUGUACGAAGAUAAAGCCAGAUUACCUUCUUGGUCACCUACCGAUAUCUUCGUCAACGAAAAGAGAAUCAUCGGUUCUUUCUCCCAAACAUACUGUUUCCCUCGAGCUAUUGAGCUCUUGGAUUCAGGUAAAAUCAAAACUACCGGUAUGGUCACGGAUGUCUUUGAUUUGAAAGAUUACCAAAAAGCUCUUGAUAAGAUGGCUACUCGACAAGCCCUCAAGAUCGCCAUCAAACCUUAA
Molecule: messenger RNA, 1044 nt
Organism: Kwoniella botswanensis
Lineage: Eukaryota; Fungi; Basidiomycota; Tremellomycetes; Tremellales; Cryptococcaceae
Product: chlorophyll synthesis pathway protein BchC
Exons: 7
Coding region: 1-1044 (347 amino acids)
Molecular function (GO): zinc ion binding; oxidoreductase activity
Source: RefSeq, a predicted model, not a curated record